Lepus europaeus (European hare) is the source of this 7866-nucleotide messenger RNA. RefSeq names its product MSS51 mitochondrial translational activator (gene MSS51). Lineage: Eukaryota; Metazoa; Chordata; Mammalia; Lagomorpha; Leporidae. The record is from RefSeq and is a predicted model, not a curated record. The coding region runs from base 3089 to 4636 and encodes 515 amino acids. The transcript is spliced from 7 exons.
AAUUGCCUGAAGGGAGUAGGUAGACAGAAAAGAUAAAUAAAUGCUUUUCUAGAAUGACAGUAAUUCUGAAAAUGCAUUGAGAAUGGGGGUGGUUAAAAGUGGAGGGUAUCACUUUUUAAUUGUAUAUGUAAUUUGUUAUUGCUGUGUACUGAAAACUUGACUGCAAAGGAAAAAAAGAGCAUAAAAUUAGGUCAGAUGUUGGAAAUGGGAUCCAAAGGUGUCCCAUCACUCUUAUUUUUUUUUUUUUUUAAGAUUAUUUAUUUGGAAGUCAGAGUUACACAGAAAGAGAAAGAUAGGCAGAGAGAGAAAGAGAGGUUUUCCAUCCACUGGUUUACUACCCAGUUGGCCACAAUGGUCAGAGCUGCGCUGAUCUGAAGCCAGGAGCUUCUUCCUGGUCUCCCACAUGGGUACAAGGGCCCAAGGUCUUGGGCAAUCUUCCAUUGCUUUCCCAGGCCACAGCAGAGAGCUGGAUUGGAAGUGGAGCAGCCAGGUCUCGAACCAGUGGCCAUAUGGGAUGCCAGCACUGCAGGCUGUGGCUUUACCCACUAUACCACAGUGCCGGCCCCCAUUCACUUUUAAGGAAUGUGAAUAAGGGUCAUGUCCCUUAAACCCUAUGAUGAUAUGGUAUCAUUAGGUCCAAUGUCUUGUUCAUUGGUGGUAUUGUAGAGGAUAUGGUACACAAUUGAGCUUGGUAGUUUCUUUUGUGGACUCUAAAAACCAUUCAACCAUGGGAUGAGGGGAGAUACAUUAAAAGAAUGGAUGGAGGGGUGAGUGAAACUCCUGUUAAGCCUCUUCUUGGACUCUUAUAUUCCAUAUCAGGGUACCUGGGUUCGAGGACCAGCUCUGCUUUUUAGCCUCUCAAUCUGUGGAUUUCUCUACCUCUCUCUUUCUCCCUCCUUCCACUUCUCCUUCUGUAUCUCUCUCCCUUCCUUCCUUUUGAAAUUUUUUUAUUCUGGGGAGGGGAAGGAGGGAAGAGAGAGAGAGAGAGAGAGAGAAAGAGAGAGAGAAAUCUCCCAUCCACUGAUUCACUCCCCAAAUACCUACAACAAAUAGGGUUGGACCAGGCCAGAGCUAGGAGCUGGAAAGUGAAUCUCAGUCUUGCAUGUCAGUGGCAGCAACCCAACCACGUGAGCCAUCACCAUCUGCCACCAUCACCGGCAGGAAGCCAGAAUCAACAGGGGAGCUAGGACUCAACCCCAGGUGCUCCACUAUGGCAUAUGGAUGUCCCAAGUUGCUUCUUUUUUUUUUUUUUUUUAAUUUUUAUUUUAUUUUAUUUUUAAACGGCAGAGUGGACAGUGAGAGAGAGAGAGAGACAGAAAGAAAGGUCUUCCUUUUUGCCGUUGGUUCACCCCCCAAAUGGCCGCUGCGGCCGGCACACCGCACUGAUCCUAAGCCAGGAGCCAGGUGCUUCUCCUGGUUUCCCAUAUGGGUGCAGGGCCCAAGCACUUGGGCCAUCCUCCAUGCAUUCCUGGGCCACAGCAGAGAGCUGGCCUGGAAGAGGAGCAACUGGGACAGAAUCCGGUGCCCCGACUGGGACUAGAACCCCAUGUGCUGGCGCCUCAGGCGGAGGAUUAGCCUAUUGAGCCACGGCGCCGGCCCCAAGUUGCUUCUUAACUGCUAGUCCGAACCCCCUACUUUCUUUCCUUUCUUAACUGAGGCAAAAUUCAUAUAACAAAAUUCAUAAGGUAAGCAAUUAAAUGGCAUUUAAUGAAUGCAUAGUAUUGUACAGUCUAGUUCUAAAACAUUUUCAUCAUCCUAAAAGGGAACCCCAUAACUGUUAAGCAGUUACUCCCCAUUUCCUGUUUGCCCUGUCCCUGAUAACCAUCAAUCUGCUUUCUGUCUCUGGAUUUACCUGUUCUGGAAUAUUUUGUAUAAAUGUUAUCAUAAAACCUGAAAACAUUUGUAUCUGACUUCUUUAGCUUUGCACAGUAUUUUUCAGGUUUGCUGUAACAUGUUUCAGUAUUUUAUUUCCUUCUAUAGCUGAAUGAUACUCAUAUGGAAAUAUAUAUGUAUUGAUUUAUCUUCCUUAAUUUGUUUAUUCAAUAUUCAUCUGUCAGUAGCGUUUUUUGUUGUUGGUUUUGCUUUUGACUGUUGUGAAUAGUGCUGCUUUGAACACUCAUGUAUAAUAAUUUGUUUGAGUACUUUUAAUUAUUCGGGAUAUAUGCUUGAGAAUGAAAUUACUGGGUGAAUUUGAAAAUUGAAAUGAAAUUCCUUUUUGAGGAACUGCCAUACUGUUUUCUAUAGUGGGUGUACCAUUUUAUAUUCCCACUAGCAACUCAUGUUUGAGGCUUCUUCUUAUUUCAUAUUCUCAUCAAUAUUUGUUAUUUUCUAUUUUUUUAUAAUAGCCAUCCUACUGGGUAUAAAAUAAUAUUGUGGUUUUGAUUUGCAUUUUCCUAAUUUACUAAUUGUUCACAAUAAUUUGUUGUCCACAUAUAUUGCAUAUAUUGUUUAGAAAAAUGCUUAUUCAAAUAGUUUUCUCAUAUUUAGUUAGGAUUUUUUAAUGUAUAUAUUGGGUAUAAACGCCUUAUCAGAUAUUUGAUUUGUAAUAUUUUCUCUCAUUCUAUGGGUUGUUGUUUCACUCUUGAUGAUGUUCUUUGAUGCACAAGUUUUGAAUUUUGAUCUAGUCCAAUUCAUUUUUUCUUUUUUUUUCUUAAUUUUAAUGGCAUAUAGAAGAAAUUGUUGUCAUGAAGUUUCCUCCUAUGUUUUCUUCUAAGACUUAGAAUUUUAACUCCCAUGUUUAGGUCUUUGGACUUACAUUUAAGCUCAGCAUGUUCCACUCUGCAUUUUUAUGCUCAUCCUUUUCUCUGUGCUUAGAAUUCCUUCUUCCCCUCUCCAUGUACUCAAACUAUUCCUAUCUAUUAAGGUCUAAUUUACAUACUACCUGCUUCUUGAAGUCUUCUUAUGGAAGAAUAAGUCUUCCAAGGAAUCCCUUCUUCUGAUCUCUAAUUAGUGCUUUAGUUUCACUUUUUUUUAAAAAAAUAGAAUUUGUAUAGAGCCAUAUAGUUUACAUCUAAUCUCUAUAGGACUUUUAGAUGAGAUGUAUGUUUUUCAUAUUUGUCUCCAUACUGUAUGUUGAAACUGAUUUUAUAUGUUUACCAAUAAAUAUAUAUUGAAUGAAUGGGUGCUUUUUUCUUUCAAUGUGUUUCCAUUUUUUUACUCAUCCCUUCUGGAAGGCGUGGGAGAAGACAAAAAGGAAAAGAGGGUAUCACAAGAGUCCCAGCUAGAUAGUACUCCCCAGGUAUCACUAGACAGACCCAUGGCUCCCCGGUCCCGGAGACGAAGGCAUAAGAAACCUCCCUCAUCAGUGGUUUCCACGAUUGUCACCCCACCUGCAGUUGUGACCUCUGUACCUCUGACUCUCUCAAAACCUGGCCCUAGUAUAGAUGCACUUGGCUUCUUCUCUUUGGAGAAUAAUGUUCCUGGCCUUUCGCAGCUGAUCCUUCAAAAGCUGAACAUGAAAAGCUAUGAAGAAUACAAGUUGGUGGUAGAUGGGGGUACCCCAGUAUCGGGCUUUGGAUUUCGAUGUCCUCAAGAAAUGUUCCAGAAGAUGGAGGACACCUUUCGAUUCUGUGCUCAGUGUAGAGCACUCCCCAGUGGCCUUCCAGACACCAAGGUCCUCCGGCACUGUAAGAGGUGCAGAAAUGUCUAUUAUUGUGGUCCAGAGUGCCAGAGGUCAGACUGGCCAGCACACAGGAAAGUUUGUCGAGAGCUUCAUCUUGUGGCUGUGGACCGACUCAUGGAAUGGCUUCUGGUCACAGGUGACUUUGUCCUACCCUCAGGACCUUGGCCAUGGCCAGCUGAUGUACAGGACUGGGAUACCUGGUUUUCUAUGAGAAGGUUACAGUUAGAUACUACACUGGAUGCUGUGAUAGGUAGUCAUGCCAUGACCACCUUGUGGGCCAAUGUAGGACGCCCAAGGCCAGACCCAAAUGUUUUGCAGGGCUCAUUGAAGCGGCUUCUGACAGAUGCCCUGUCCCGGCCCCUGACACUGGGCCUAGGACUUCGGACCUUGAGGAUAGAUACUGGGAAGGCUGGAGGAAGUACAGUGCAUGUGGUUGGCGCUUCCCACGUGGAGACAUUUCUUACUCGCCCUGGAGACUAUGAUGAGCUUGGCUACAUGUUUCCUGGACACACUGGCCUUCGUGUGGUCAUGGUGGGUGUAGAUGUGGCUACUGGCUUUUUACAGAGCACUUCAGCUUCGACCCUGGAGCCUGGCACAAUUCAACUUAGUGGCCACAGGGGCCUUUAUCAUGACUUCUGGGAGGAGAAAGUAGAGACUGGGAAGAUAGCCCAUCCUGAUUUGGUGGUUGCAUUCCAUCCAGGUUUCCAUGCCUCUGCAGAUUUGAUGGAGGCCUGGCUGCCCACCUUGCUGCUACUUCGUGACUAUGAGAUCCCUACACUGAUAACUGUUUACAGCCACCAGGAGUUGGAAGCCUCUUUGCAGAUUCUGGUGAACCUGGAUGUGCACAUCAUUGCCUGUGGAGCUAACCCUUUCACAUCCCUCAAACCUGAACAGGUCUAUUCCAACCCCAACAAGCAGCCAGUGUACUGCUCUGCCUACUAUAUUAUGUUUCUUGGCAGCACCUGCCAGUUGGAUAAAAAACAAUUGGAAGAGGAAGUAGAUGGUGGGGUUUAAAUAACUGAACCAGAUCCAGACCAGACAUCUAGAAAAUGGGGAAGUGAAAUGACGCUACUGAUGUUAGGUUUGUCAUCAGCUUUGUAACCUGCUGUAUCCUAAGACUCUUUGAUUGUGCAGGUAAAGAUUCUAAACUGAAUGAGAGCUCCAGUAUGAUGUGACUCAUUUCUAACAGGUUAGCCAUGGUAGCUUCUAGAGAGGAUUCUACACUUAGUGGCAAAGGGUUUGUCCUGGUAAUGAUUUAUCUAGAACCUAGAGUUUGUUGAAGAUUCCCUUGUGGAAGUUACACUUUCUAACUGAGAAGAAUGAAACUUACCUUAUUCUUCUGAAAAAGUUUUCUUCUUAGCUAGCAGUUGGGGCAAAAAAUAGAGAUAUGUUAAUGACUUGAAGGAGUGCAAGAAUGGACAAGUCAGAGAAGUUGUUGGGACACAAAGGAAGUUAUCAGGAUGGCAGCUCUCCUUUUUCCCGGCUUUUUUUUCUUUUUAAUUUAAGCUAUACAAGUUUCAUGUUUUUCAUAUACAGAUUUUAGGAACCUAGUGAUACUUCCCACCCCGUUUCCUGGCUUUUUGAGAGAAAUGUUUCAUUUUUCUAUUUUCACUCAGGGAAUUCUGACCCUAGAGCAGCCCUGGUAUUUUAGAUAUUCCAGAGUUGUUAUCUCCUUUUCUACCAUAAUAAACAUGGUUUGGGGCUUCCUAAGUCAUUUGUUUUAUCUAAUUUCUGGCUCGCCGGCAAAUAUUACUCACCUUCACCAACAACACCUCAUAGGUAGGAGUUUCCCUUUUGCAGAGGGAAUGAUUAGCAUCAGUUCUCCAUUUGGGCCUGCCUCUUCUUGUUUUUUAAGAUUUAUUUUAUUUUAUUUAUUUGAAAGGCAAAGUUAAAGAGAGAGAGAGGUUUUGCAUCUGCUGGUUCACUCCCCAAAUGGCCACAACUGUCAGAGCUGAGCCAAUCAAAAGCCAGGAGCUGGGAGCCAAGAGUUUUUUCCUGGUCUCCCACGUGGGUGCAACGGCCCAAGCAACUGGACCAUCCUCCGCUUUUUUCCCAGGCACAUUAGCAGGGAGCUGGAUCAGAAGUGGAGUAGCUAAGGACUCCCACUGGCACCCAUAAGGGAUGCUGACACUGCCAGCUGGGCUUUAACCUGCUGUGCCACAGCGCCAGCCCUGGGCCUGCCACUUUUAACAAUAGUUGUCUCAUGUCAUCCUUCUGUAUGUCUCUCUUUUUUUUUUUUUUUUUGACAGGCAGAGUGGACAGUGAGAGAGAGAGAGACAGAAAGGUCUUCCUUGUGCUGUUGGUUCACCCUCCAAUGGCUGCUGCGGCUGGCGCACCGCGCUGAUCCGAAGGCAGGAGCCAGGUGCUUAUCCUGGUCUCCCAUGGGGUGCAGGGCCCAAGCACUUGAGCCAUCCUCCACGGCACUCCCUGGCCACAGCAGAGAGCUGGCCUGGAAGAGGGACAACUGGGACAGAAUCCGGUGCCCCGACCGGGACUAGAACCCAGUGUGCCGGCGCCGCAAGGCGGAGGAUUAGCCUAGUGAGCUGCGGCGCCGGCCCUGUAUGUCUCUUUUUAAAAAGGUUAAUUUAUUUGAAAGAGUGACAGAGAGAAAGGGAGAGAUGGAGACAGUUCUUCGAUUCGCUGGUCCACUCCCCAAAUGUCUACAACAGCCAGGACUAGGUUAGGCUAGGCUGAAGCCAGGAGUUAGGACUUCCAUCCACAUCUCCCAUGUGAACAGCAGGAACUGAAGUACUUAGGCCAUCAACUGCUGCCUCCGAGGCACAUUAACAGGAAGCUGGAUCAGAAGUGUAUAGUAGCCAGGACUCAGCCAGGCACUCUGAUAGGGGAUGUAGGCAUCCCAAGCAGCAGCCUAACCCAGUGCACAACUACACCUGUCCCCAUCCUUCUUUUACCCUACUGAGGGUUAGGACAUCCCCUCACUAUUUCUUCCUGAAACCUUGCCAUGAGCUAUAGACACACACAGACACAACCUGUCACUUGGAUACACACAUUUACACUCUUAAUGCCCACUCUUACAAGGGUAAUUUUAAAAUUCAUUGUUUAUUCAAAACAUUUAGUACUUACCCCAUUGGCUUUGUAAUGUGUAUUUGGGGAAGUAGGAAGGUGAAUGAAACAUUUUUAACCUCCUGGGAAGGGAAAUGGUUCAUCUACAGAGAUAACUUUAAGAUGUAAUAUGGAAUAAGAAACAUGAGAGAGGCCUAAAGUACUAAGGAAAUAGAGUGAAAAAAGAUCACUUUGCUAAAUGACAGUGAGGGUGUUAUGAAUUAGGAUUUUAGGAAACAGAGCAUUCCCUAUAGAACAACAGAAACAGAAGUUUGGAGGCAAAAAAAGCAUAGGGGGCAUUUUAGGAUACUUUGGGGGAUUUGUAUAAAUUGAGACUUGAAAAUUUAUUGGGACUAGAUUAUGGAUGGAGUGUAGCCUACUAAUCAGCUUUGAAUUUAUUUAGGCCUGAAUAUGAACCUUGGAGCCACCAUCAAAUAUCUUUUUGCCUGUAAAAAAAAGCUAAACUACUCUAAGCCUAGUUUUCUCAUCUGGGGUUUAAUCACUAAUACUCAAAGUUACAUUAAGAGUUAAAUGGAGGUGUUGGCCUUGUGGCAGCAGGUUAAAAACCUCAGCCUUCAAUGCUGGAGUGCCAUAUGGGUGCCUGUUAGAGCCCCAGGUGCUCUGCUUUUGAUUCAGCUUCCUGCUAAUGCCGUGGUAAAGCAGCGGAAGAUAACCCAAGUUCUUGGGCCACUGCACCCACGUGGGAGGCCAGGAUGAAGCUCCAGGCUCUGGGCUUUUGGCCCAGCCCUGACUUGCAGCCAUUUGGGGAGUGAACCAGUAGAUGGAAGAUCUCUCUCUGUGCGUCUCCCUUUCUCUCUAACUCUGCCUUUUAAAUAAAUUUUUAAAAUCUGGAAAAAUAAAUUUAUAUAAAAACAGUUAAAUGGAAAUGUUUGCAGAGUUGGCGAAUUCAUAUAUCUCAAUUUCAAAAUUUAUUACAAAGCAACAGUAAUCAAGACUGUGAGAGGUUGGCAUUGUGGCAUAGUGGAUUAAGCUGCUGCUGUAAUCCCAUAUGGGCACCAGUUUGAUUACCAGCUACCUUCUAAUCCAGCUACCUGCUAAUGCAUUUUAGGAAAGCAGUGGAAGAUGGCUUGAAUGCUUGGCUCCCUGCCAAGCAAGUAAGAAACCUGAAAGAAGCUCCUUGCUCCUGAUUUUGUCCUGGCCCAGCCCCAGCUGUUGCAGCC